Molecule: messenger RNA, 552 nt
Organism: Camellia sinensis
Lineage: Eukaryota; Viridiplantae; Streptophyta; Magnoliopsida; Ericales; Theaceae
Source: RefSeq, a predicted model, not a curated record
AUGAAAGAAUUGGGAGUUCUCAAUUAUUGUAUGGGUAUCUCUGUAUCCUCUUCUUCUUCAAGCUAUGUUUUGUCUCAGCACAAGUAUGCUUCUGAAAUUUUAGCUAAGGCUGGUAUGAGUGAUUGUAAAUCCUAUGCCUCUCCCAUGGCUACUAAGGUUGUUUCCUCUGAUAGUGCUGAUUCUCAUUUCUCUCAGCCAAGUCUUUACAGAAGCUUAGUGGGAGUCUUUCAAUAUCUAACCCUUACUCAACCGGAUCUUAGUUUUUCUAUUAAUCAUCUCUGCCAAUUCCUGCAAAAUCCUCUGCAAAGUCAUUUUACAGCUCUCAAGAGACUUUUUAGAUAUGUCAAAGCCACCUUAAGUCAUGGCCUUCACUUUACCAGUGGCCCUCUUGUUCUUAAUGCCUUCUCAGAUUCAGAUUGGGCAGGCAAUGUUAUUGAUAGAAGAUCUGCUACAGGUUAUUGUGUCUUUCUAGGUCCUAACCUUGUUUCUUGGUGUGCUAGAAGCAACCCACAGUCUCUAGAUCAUCUUCAGAAGCAAAAUACAGAGCUUUAG